AAAUGAACAGUAAUUGAAGAGCCUCGUUGCGGAACGGACGUGGCACCAAAAAAUUACCACAAAAAACUGAACUCAACUGAACAAUAAAGGAACUGACUUACCUGAGACUUCAAAAACUACAAUGACAGAUUCAGCAUCGAUGGAACUCGCAGUGCUCGGACUGCUGCUGGCCGUGAUUGUGAUAAUCACUUCGCUGAUCUGCCAUCGACGCAACGAGCGUUUGUUUGGCCGCACACCGCCAGGACCUUGGGGAUUGCCGCUGCUCGGCUAUUUGCCAUUUCUCGACCGGAAGGCACCACACAAAUCGCUGCAGGCGCUGGCCAAACGCUUUGGCGGCAUCUAUCAGCUGAGCAUGGGCAGCGUUCGCACCGUGGUGCUCUCGGAUGCGGCGAUGGUGCGUGAGUUUCUGCGUUACGAGCAGCUGACGGCACGUGCCCCGCUCUAUGUGACGCAUGGGAUCAUGAAAGGCUACGGCAUUGUUGGAGCCGCAGGCGCCAUCUGGAAGUAUCAGAGACGACAGCUCAUCGAGUGGCUCAAGGCGCUGGGCAUGACGCGCAAACAGUGCGAGACGCGUGCUCAGCUGGAGCAGCGCAUUGCUCGUGGCGUCAACGAGUGCGUCCAGUCAUACGAAACAGAAGCCCAGGAAGCGGGUGGAGUGUUGGAUCCGCUGCCAUCGCUGCAGCAUUCGCUGGGCAAUGUGAUCAAUGAUUUGGUCUUUGGCGAAACCUAUCGCCGCAACGAUCCCAACUGGCUCUAUCUGCAGCAGCUGCAGGAGGAGGGCGUCAAGUUGAUCGGCGUCUCGGCCGUGGUGAAUUUCCUGCCUUGGCUGCGCCACCUGGCGGCGAACAAGCGCAGCAUACGUUUUCUGCUCGAUGGGAAGGCGAAGACACACGCGAUCUAUGAUCGCAUCAUACAUCGCUGCGAAAAGCAGCUGGAAGUCGAUCUGCAGCAGCGACACAAAAAACAAUUGCCACCCAAGGAACCUCACAGCAUCCUCGAGCAUUUUCUCAACGAACGUCAGCCGUACUCGGAGCUCUACUGCGACGAUCAGUUGCGUCAUCUGCUCGCCGAUCUGUUUGGCGCCGGCGUUGACACCGCACUGGCCACGCUCCGUUGGUUCCUGCUCUACUUGGCACGCGAGCCGCGUUGCCAGCAGCGUCUCCAGGCGGAGCUCCAGCAGCUGAGCGAGACGCCGACGCUUGCGGAGCUCGAGACGAGCGUCUAUCUUCGUGCCUGUCUCUCGGAGGUGCAACGCAUCCGUUCGGUUGUCCCGCUGGGCAUUCCGCAUGGCGUCGAGCGGGACGUGACCAUCGGUGACUAUUGCCUGCGAAGCGGCAGCAUGGUCCUCAUCCUGCAGUGGGCCAUCCACAUGAAUCCCGAUGUCUGGCCCCAGCCUGAACAGUUUCGCCCGGAGCGCUUCCUCAAUGCCGAUGGCGAUUAUGCGGCGCCAGCUCAGUUCAUUCCCUUCCAGACGGGCAAACGCAUGUGUCCCGGUGAUGAGUUGGCUCGCAUGAUGCUCACUCUGUUCGCUGGUCGCAUUCUGCGUCGCUUCCACAUCCAGUUGCCCAGCGAGCAGCCAGCGAUUGAUUUGGAUGGCGAGUGCGGCAUCACUUUGACUCCGGCUCACUACAAACUCCGCUUCACCAAGCUGAAGUCACGGGAGGGGAAAGAGAAGGUGGAGAUGGAGGAGCAGGAUGAGAAGGAGAAGGAUGAGAGGCAAGUGUUAGAGGAGGCAGCGAAGGUGAAGGAUGAGUAAGGAGGCGUCUAGAAAGAGACGACAUCGAUGAGAAUAAAGUGAAACAUAUAUAAGAGAAUAAAUGCCAGAAAGAAUUUGAUACAGAAAAAUAUAAUAUAAAGCAAGAGGGAAUCGAUCGAAGAUCAGAGGAAUUUGAUGCUAAAGAGGAAAAAUUGGGAUAAGGACAACGAAAUUUUAAGUAGAAGACGAUAAAGAAUAAUUGGGAGCAAAGAAUUUAACUUGAAAUAUGUCGAAAAGAAAGGAAAGCGAUCGAAAGAAUGCAAGAUGUAGUUGAGUUAGAAGAAGUCAAAGAACAAAUUAAGCGAUUGGGAGAAUACUAACAGGAAAAAAACGAAACAGAAAAAUCUUCUGCAGAAAGCGAUGUCAUAUAAACAAAAGUGGAAAGGAACCAAUUUUAAAAGUGAGUCAGGAGAAUACGACAAAUACUGUAAAAAUAAUCGAAAAAAAAAGAAAAUUAAAAGAAGAAAAAUAAUAUUUCAAUUUCGAAGGAAAAGGUUAAACAGUAAGGAAGCAGAAAUAAGGGCACUAGAAAAUAAUGUAAGGAUAAAGAUGCAAGAAGAGAGAACAAGGAGUUGAAGGUAAAUUGUGAGAUAGAUCUAACUCUGAAACUUAAAUAAAACUUGAUAUGAAAUUGAAGAAUUAUGUGGCCGAAGUUAGAGAAGCAAAUGAGCAGCAAUUUGCUUCAGUUUGAUUUCAGUUUUUUGUCACUUACUUUCACGUUUUUUUGUAUGAAUUAUUUAGAAUAGUUUUUUUUUUUUGUCAAUGCGAAUUAUUUGGUUAAAUUGAAUAACAAUUGAGUAAUCGGAGAAUGGAGCUAAUAAAUAAUAAAUAAUAGCCGUUUUUUUUGUGUUUUUUUUUCACACAUCUAAUAGUGUUAAGAAUGUAUAUUACACACACAAACACAUAUAUGUAAUUAUCAAUAAAUACGCAAUGCAAAUAAUGAAUUUAGAAUUUGCAUGUUGAUUAUUGUAAUUGAAAUCGCGUGGUGAAAACAAAGGAAAACUAAAAAACUAAUUAAUAUGUAAUGCAAUAUGGUUGAAUAAUUUCCAUGAAAAGAGUUGUUGCUUUAUUGUUUGUUUGUUUAUUUGUUUAUUUUUGUUUGUUUGUUUGAUGCAAAUAAUUGCGAUGAUUUGUCUUAAAUUGUUGCUCUCUAUUUUUGUGCACAUAAAACUAAACCACAGUUUGUUUUGUUGUUUGUUUGCCUUAGAACUAGGAAUAAAUGCUACAAAACGAAAUUAAACACAGAAAAAAAAACAACUAACUAAUUGAACUAGAACUAAACGUUAAAA
Drosophila sulfurigaster albostrigata is the source of this 3045-nucleotide messenger RNA. It is a transcript of the gene phtm, whose product is annotated as cytochrome P450 306a1. Gene Ontology annotation, cellular component: intracellular membrane-bounded organelle; cytoplasm. NCBI's taxonomy places the organism in Eukaryota, Metazoa, Arthropoda, Insecta, Diptera, Drosophilidae. Gene Ontology annotation, molecular function: iron ion binding; oxidoreductase activity, acting on paired donors, with incorporation or reduction of molecular oxygen, reduced flavin or flavoprotein as one donor, and incorporation of one atom of oxygen; heme binding. Gene Ontology annotation, biological process: xenobiotic metabolic process. The record is from RefSeq and is a predicted model, not a curated record.